This is a messenger RNA of Vespula pensylvanica (western yellowjacket), 492 nucleotides long. RefSeq lists its product as uncharacterized. The coding region runs from base 121 to 474 and encodes 117 amino acids. The transcript has 4 exons. The record is from RefSeq and is a predicted model, not a curated record. Lineage: Eukaryota; Metazoa; Arthropoda; Insecta; Hymenoptera; Vespidae.
UGAAUUCCAAAUAUAUUAUAAAGUAAUACGAGCAGUUGGUAUGAAGAAAGCGACAUACUAAAUAAUAUCAUAUGUGAUUAAGAAAUCAUUAACAAGUUUCAUUUCUUUUUUUACACAACGAUGUUUAUGUUUUGGGGAAACUGGACCAUAGAUGAAGAACAGUCUGUGGAUAAUCAAAGCUUGCUUUCUUCUGAAAUUAUAAAAACCGCAAAUAUUAGAAAAAGAUCUGAUGUACCCACUUAUUACUUAUACAAAACACAUUGGCGUAAUGAUGCUGAAAUACAGCGACAUUAUUGGACAGCAUCUUUUUUAUUGCCACUUGGUUCAAUUUUUGUACUUGCUGUAGUAGUUAUAUUAAUGGUACUAUUUAAAAGAUGUCCACAUAUUGUUGCUGCAAUUGUUGCUGGGAUUCUUGGAAUUAUUCUUAUAUUUGUGACAUUAGUAUCACUUAAUCAUACACCAACGUAUUCUUGAUAAAUUUUUAUCGCUUCA